GUCACCCGUGCGGGGACUGACUGUUGAGUGGGCUCAUGGCUCGGGCCGCUGAAUCCUGGGCCUCCGGACAGACCCUCGCUCUUAACCCGCACCCUGGCCCCUGGCAGGUUUUGAGAACCCUGGCGGAGGAGAGUCUGGAGGGACUACUUGAGCUUCUCAAAAGGUCGUCUUGCUCUUUAGAGACUUGCUUAUCUGGCUGGACUGGUCUGGGGAAUGUAGAGGAGGAUUUACACCCUCCUUUCUGUUUGCUAUUUACAGAUUCUGUGAAAACAUCUACUCAGAUGAAAUAUAAGGAAAUAUAAUACAGACAAGCAUGGAAAGUGAGGACACAGAGAAACUACAAGAAAUGAAGACAGACCUGAACUUAUUAUUGGAGUGUCUAAAGUAUCAAAUGGACAACCCUUUUUCACAAAAGGAAGCUUUGGUCACUAUUCAUUCAAUUUGUCAACAAAACAGUAAUGCAGGUAUUUAUUUUCGGGAAAUUGGCGGUUUGAUGUUUGUAAAAAAUCUUGCAAAAUCAAGUGAACAUAGCGUGGUAAAAGAAGCAGCAUUAUAUACGUUAGGAGCUGUUGCAGAAAAAGAUGUUUACUGUCAGCAAACUUUGUGCACUUCAGAGUUGUUUGAAGAUUUAAUUUGGUUCUUAUCUAAUGAUUCAAACACAAAUUUGAAAAGAAUGUCUGUCUAUGUUAUUUUGGUUCUGGUUUCAAAUAAUAGGACUGGACAAACACUUGUGAGAGAAACAGGUUGUAUUACAGUUCUGUCACGGUUGUUCAGGACAGUUCUUUCAAAAUACGAGUUGAAUUUAUUAGAUGAAAAUGUUUUCCAGAAUUAUCAGUUGUGGUCUUCGGUGUGUAGUACCCUGUGUGUUUGUGUCAACAAUCCUCAAAAUGAUGAAAAUCAAUUGUUUUGCUGUUCACUUUUUCCACAUGCUAAUGAGUGGCUAAUAAAUUGCAUGAAACCUGAGAUAAUUCGCCCAAUUUGCUCAUUUAUUGGACUCACUCUUGCAAAUAACACAUAUGUUCAGAAAUACUUUAUAUCUGUGGGUGGACUCGAUGUAUUGUCUCAAGUUCUUGUGCAGCUGGAAUCUGAUUCACACGAGACUCUUUCCAGUGCUAAGCUUGCAGUGGUGGUGACAAAGACAGUGGAUGCGUGUAUUGCUGAUAAUCCUACUUUUGGGAUAGUACUAUCCAAGUACCACAUUGUUUCAAAACUUCUGGCAUUACUGCUUCAUGAAAGUCUGGAUUCAGGAGAAAAAUUCAGCAUCAUACUUACUAUUGGUCAUUGCACAGAGGAUUGUGAGGAAAAUCAGUAUGACCUUUUUAAAAACAAUGGGCUUCCACUCAUGAUACAAGCCUUAACUGAAUCUCAGAAUGAGGACCUAAACAAAGCUGCCACAUUUGUGCUUCACAACUGCAAAAAGAUUACUGAGAAAUUAUCUCUAAGUCUAGGAGAAUAUUCUUUUGAUGAAAAUGAAACAGAACAAUUAAAGGAUAUAAAUGUGAAAGAAAAGAAUCUUGAAGAGCACUGGAAGAAAGCAAAAGAAAUUCUAUACAGAAUAGAACAGCUUGAAAGGGAAGGAAAUGAGGUUGGUUUCUUUGUUUCAUAG
Microcebus murinus (gray mouse lemur) is the source of this 1606-nucleotide messenger RNA. RefSeq names its product telomere repeat binding bouquet formation protein 1 (gene TERB1). The record is from RefSeq and is a predicted model, not a curated record. Lineage: Eukaryota; Metazoa; Chordata; Mammalia; Primates; Cheirogaleidae. Gene Ontology annotation, biological process: homologous chromosome pairing at meiosis; meiotic attachment of telomere to nuclear envelope.